Molecule: messenger RNA, 993 nt
Organism: Cannabis sativa
Lineage: Eukaryota; Viridiplantae; Streptophyta; Magnoliopsida; Rosales; Cannabaceae
Exons: 1
Coding region: 391-813 (140 amino acids)
Source: RefSeq, a predicted model, not a curated record
AUUGCAGGCCUCUCUUUUUCUCUUUGGGUCUUAUCUUUGGAUGAGAAAAGAGAUGUGGUUUAAUGGAGUCUUCUCCUGAAUAAUAUUAAUAAUUAAUAAUAAUAAUAAUAAUAAUAAUAGUUAUUAUUAGUCAAAGAUACGAGUCCAUAGCUGCUUUACCACCCCCUUAAGAAGAAGAAUUUUUUUCUUAUUUCUUCUUUAAACAAGAAAUCAUAUAUUUUUGUAUAUCUAUACAUCAUAAUAUUAUACACGUAUAUAUAUAUAGAUAUAUAGAUAAGAAGACAGCUAAUGGUUUUUUUUCUUCUUCUUCUUCUUCUUUCUUCACCCCGAUAAGUUGUUUCGAUUGGUUAAAAAGAUAAAAGGCAAAAGUAGUGAUAAAAGUUUGAUGAUAUGGGUAAGAAGAAGAAGCAGCAUCAGAAAACAAAGGAAAUUUCAGUAGCCAUAGCUGAACCAGCUUCAUCUUUAAAAGGAGAGCCUCAUCAUCAUCAUCAUCAUCAUCAGUCGACGCCGAGAAAGAGAGGUAGGCCUCGGAAAAUUAGCAUUGAAAAAAGUCUACAGAAAAAAGAAGAAGAAGAAGAAAUAGAAGUUGGUGAUGAUGAUGGUAUCAUUAUUAUUAGCCAGAGUCAAUCCAAGAAAGCUAAAAUCGAUGAACAUGAAGUAGUAGAAGGGGAAACUAAUCAUCAUCAAAAGCUAAUUGAGGACAAAGAAGAAUCAUCGGCAACCAUUGGAGGAGGAGCUAAUAAUAAUAACAUCAAGGAAAUAAAUCACACAAAGAAAAGUAGGAGAAAAAACAAACCCAGAAAGAGUAGCUAAUAGUAUUUAAUCUAUAUAAUAAAAAUCAUCCUAUUCUUCUGCUUCUCAUGUUGUGUAUUUAAUAUUAGUGUACAUGCAGAUUUUUUUUUUUCUUUCUGUCUCUUCUCUCUCUAAUGUUGUUAGCUUAUUUUGGUUAGAAUGGGCUUGAUUUAUAUUAGUAAAGAUUUGAGUUGCAUAUGA